Molecule: messenger RNA, 1678 nt
Organism: Cloeon dipterum
Lineage: Eukaryota; Metazoa; Arthropoda; Insecta; Ephemeroptera; Baetidae
Exons: 9
Coding region: 142-1380 (412 amino acids)
Source: RefSeq, a predicted model, not a curated record
CGGUUGGCUCACGUCGGUUAGUCAUUGCGGAACCUUGGUGCUGCAGCCGCCGUCCCGACCUGCAUUCCAGUGUUAACUUCCCACCGACCGAAAGACCCAGGGUUGUGCACGACAGGGGCUGCCACCCUAAGAAGCGACACGAUGGUGGCGACGCGCAUUCUGUUCCUGGUCCUGCUCUGCGGAGGGGCCGCCCUCGGACAACUGGUGGACAAAGACUUUGCGCCCACGGUCACCGCAACAUGCAAAGCGGGACACAUGACCAUCAAAGUGGUCACGAGUCAAAAUUAUGUUGGAACUGUGCACGCUCGCGAUUUCCGAACAUCCAACUGUAUGGCGGUGGGCAAUGGCACCACAACCACUUCUCUGGAGUUGAACCUUCUGGCGGCCAAAGGUGCCCGCGACUACUGUGGUGUUCUCGUAAACAACAAAGCGGACGAGCGGUCAGUUCCGAUAGCCGUUCGCAUCCACAAGACGCUUGAAUUGGCCGAUGACAAGUUUUAUGUCAUCACUUGCGGCAAGGCCGGCUUCAAGAACGCGAGGAACGAGACGGCCUUGGUGAAUUUGGCGCUUAUUGACAGGGACAGGCCGGUUUACGAGGCCGUCUACGGUCACACGUACACCCUCAGAGCGUCCAUCUCACGACCAGACGGUUCCUACGGUAUCAACGUGAAGUCGUGCUUCGCCUUCAACAAGCAGAACAAAACGGAAUUGAUUGACGAUCAAGGGUGUCCCUUGCCGGGCGGCGUCAUCUCCCGCUUCCGCUACAAUGAGAACCUCGGUGUGGCCGACGCAACCCUCUACUCCAUGUUCAGAUUCCAGGACAGCAAUGAAAUCCAUUUCCAGUGCGACCUAGCAGUCUGCAAAGGCGCGUGUCCUGAACCCAAGUGCGACGGGCAGAGUAAGGCACUAACUGACGAGAGCGCUGAGCAAAACGGAGGACUCUUGGCCAGCACCAACGUUUUUGUGCUUGAACCCGGACAACCAUCAAUUGCUGCCCUUUGCGACGGAAUCCACCCGUCGUGGCUUCUGUGGCUGUGCGUGGCGUUCGGCGUGCUCUUCCUCAUCAUGUUGAUCAUCAAUAUUUUCCUCUGCUCGGCCAUGUCUUGUGCAUGCGCCAGAACCGAGAUUAUCGAGAAGGACCCCAGCAUCAUCGAGGAGUAUGAUCCAUACAGAACUUGGCAGGACUCUCACUAUGGAUCUAGGUACUCUCUGAACGCAAAGCCAGGUUACAUGUCUGGUGGUUCGACAAUGAACUCGACUCGAUCCGUGUCGACCAACAGCGACCACUACGCGAUCGUGCACUCGCGGCCUGGCAGCAGGUACUCAGGACACCAAAACAGGGCAGGCUCGGCGAUGGGCUCGCACUACUCGGGAAAGUGAAUGAGUAGACGAUGGAAAAUCGCAAAUACUGCCUUUUGCCAUAUUAGAGGAUGAGAGUGACCAGUUUGAAAUUUUUCUGCGGCAGUGUUUUUUUGACCCUCUGAUGAAUGUUGUGACUGAGAGACAUUCUAUUUUUCAAUAAUUGUGUGAAAGUUGAAUUUUAGUAAAUGUUUCUGAUGACCAUAUGUGUUUUAACAACCAACUCUUAAUAGAAUCUAUGUAUGAGUAUGAUUUUUUUAAUUUUGUGAAUUAAAACUGUUACCCUAUUUGUAAAUAAAUAAAUUUACACAAAAUUACA